GCCGCUGCCGCCGCCGCCGCCGUGCUGCUGCUACUGCUACUGCCUAACCGGGCCAGGCGGGGGCGGUUGCAUGAGGUUGAUGCUGCUGUGCUGCACUUGGAGGGACGAGCCCAUGGGAGAGGACGAAGGAAGUGACCUGCCAAUAUGCGCCAGUUGCAGCCACAGCAUCUACGACGGUCAGUACUUGCAAGCCCUGAACGCCGAUUGGCAUGCCAGCUGUUUCAGGUGCUGCGAAUGUGGAGCUUUGCUUUCCCAUCAGUACUACGAGAAGGAUGGUCGUCUCUACUGCAAAAAGGAUUACUGGGCCCACUUUGGGGAACUGUGCCAUGGCUGCUCGGAGCAGAUCACCAAAGGGCUUGUCAUGGUGGCUGGGGAACAAAAAUAUCACCCUGAAUGCUUCAGCUGCCUGAAUUGCCAGGUGUUCAUUGGCGAUGGAGACACUUACGCACUGGUGGAACGAUCCAAGCUUUAUUGUGGGCACUGUUAUUACCAGAUGGUGGUUACACCCGUGAUGGAUCAGCUGCUUCCAGAAUCUCCUGGCACCCGGAUUCCACACACUGUCACCCUGGUGUCUAUUCCGGCAUGUUCCGAAAGCAAGCGAGGGCUUUCCAUCUCCAUUGACAAGCAUGGAGGUUCUGAGCACCCACAUACUGUGCGCGUUCGUGAAUUAGACCCAGGCUGCAUAAGCCCCGAUAUGAAGAAUUCCAUCCAUGUUGGUGACCGCAUUCUGGAAAUCAAUGGCACACCAAUCCAUCACGUCCCGCUGGAUGAGAUCGAUCUUCUGAUCCAAGAGACCAGUCGCCUACUGCAGCUAACCAUUGAACACGAUCCUCAUGAGAUCAUUGAAAGCAGCCCUCUUUCAGAACUGCGCAGUCCCCUCCAUUCGCCCAGCCACACACCUUGCCCAGACCCUUCAGCCAUUCGCCAGCGCACUGUCAUGAGGAGCUGUAGCAUUGACAAGUCACCUUGUUCCAGCUCUCUGGGCUCCCCCUCCUCCCAGAGGAAAGAUAUUGGUCGCUCAGAAUCACUGCGUGUUGUCUCCCGUCUUCAUCGCAUCUUCCGCCCCUCGGAUCUCAUCCAUGGCGAGGUGUUGGGCAAGGGCUGCUUCGGGCAGGCCAUUAAGGUGACCCACCGGGAGACUGGAGAAGUGAUGGCCAUGAAGGAACUUAUCCGUUUUGAUGAGGAGACCCAAAGAACGUUCCUUAAAGAGGUGAAAGUAAUGCGCUGCCUGGAACACCCCAAUGUGCUGAGGUUCAUUGGGGUCCUCUAUAAAGACAAGAGGCUGAACUUCAUCACAGAGUACAUCAAGGGAGGCACCCUUCGUGGGAUCAUUAAGACCAUGGACAGUCAGUAUCCUUGGAGCGAGCGGGUCAGUUUUGCAAAGGACAUCGCUUCAGGGAUGGCUUAUCUCCAUUCUAUGAAUAUCAUUCACAGGGACCUCAAUACACAUAACUGCCUUGUGCGAGAAAACAAAAGUGUGGUAGUGGCUGAUUUUGGCCUUGCUCGGUUGAUGGUGGACGAGAAGAACCAGCUAGCAAACCUGAAGAAACCUGACCGAAGGAAAAGGUACACCGUGGUGGGCAACCCUUACUGGAUGGCUCCUGAGAUGAUCAAUGGGAGAAGUUAUGAUGAGAAAGUAGACGUCUUCUCUUUUGGCAUCAUCCUUUGUGAGAUUAUUGGAAGAGUCAGCGCUGACCCUGAUUACCUGCCUCGAACCUUGGAUUUUGGCCUGAAUGUGCGAGGCUUCCUGGAUCGCUACUGUCCUCCCAAUUGUCCUCCCAGCUUCUUUCCUAUCGCUGUGUGUUGCUGUGAUUUGGAUCAUGAGAAACGGCCUUCCUUCAGUCGGUUGGAGCAGUGGCUGGAAGCUCUCCGCAUGCACUUGGCUAUGCAACUUCCCCUGAGUCCACAGCUGGAGCAAUUGGACCGGGCCUUCUGGGAGACACACCGGCGAGCUGAGAGUGGACUGUGCGCACAUGCGGAAGUGUCUGAAUGAGUACAGCAGGGGCAGGCAAGCAGCCCCAAAGCCUGCAUGUCUCUAUAUGAGCUGGGCUGAAGAAAAGCUUCUCUUGCUGAGUCCUGCCACCAGCUGUGCACAGCUCACCAGCUAGAGCUGUUUUUUUUGGGGGGGGGGAAACCACUGGGAGCUGGUUCUCCCUGCUUCCCUCCUUGCGGGGGAUGGGUUCUGUGCCUGGCUUGCACAGAGAUGGUCUGUGGCAGCCCGGGUUCUUGUAAAUACUCCUUGUGAAUACAGCCUUCUCCUUGCGCAUCCCGCAAAGGGCGAGAGAAGCGAGGGAUCCUUGACACACUCCUUGUACGCUAUGUGGUUGCGAAAAGCUUUGCACGCCCUGCUGAGCACAUAAGCUUCUGUCAUCAGCUGGCAGCUGCUCACAAGCUGGCAUUAAGGUGGGGGCUGCUACCCUACCCCCCCCACCCUCAAAUAUACCCCUAUGGAUCCUCUUUAAAACUUUUGUCCUAUAAAGUGGUGCCUUGGGUUUAUAUGUGAACUUGCAUACUUGGAUUCUUGAGUCCCACUUUGUCGUUCUGCAAACAGGCCACGGGGGUCUAUGCGUGUGCUUAGCAUGUGCUUAGCCUUUCCGUGGACGUUGCAAGGCCGAGGGAUCUAUGCAGAUGUUUGGUUUCUGUGCUCCCUGGAUCCAGUGUCUGACUACAUUCACACAACAUGUUUUGCCCAGUUGGCUGAAGAUUGCAGUUGCACAACAUACUGAGCUUAUUGCUUCUCUUAACUUUGGUUAGGCUUUUCUUUUUCUUUUAAUCUAGCUUAGCAUGUUAUGCAAACCCAGCCUCUUUGAUUCAUUUGAAGUUGAUAUAUUGUGCAAAUACGCACACACACGGCUCAAUCCGGUAACCAGGCGAAAUCUGUUAUGUGAAUGUAGCUCUGUCAAUGCCCCAUGUGUGCUGUGUGUAUGUUUCACUGUGUGCACACCUUAGCUUCUUCCUUCCUUCUCUUCCAACCAUGUUUGGCAGAAAUACAUAAAAUCCAAGGCUGCUAUUUUUGUGUGUGAGAAAAAAACUAUUUUCUAAGCAGGCAGUUUGCCCCAGAGAGAAGCUAUAAGUUAGAGCUGAAACCGUCUCCUCUUAUCCCUUCUCUGUUCUAAAUUACCACCCCGUUUAAACUGCUUGCCUAUUCUGGAGAUCCAAAUGCCUGUGAAGGUUUCGUUGCAAGAUUUAAUGUGUGUGUGCACAUGCAUACACCCAUGUGCUGUCAGGCCCUCGAAAAGGCAGUCUGGAUUUCUAGAAGGACAGAAAGAGGAGGAAACAACUAAGUCAGCCUUCUAAAGGGAGAUCUUUGUGCAUUGCUUGGAAAUCUAGCCAACUCUUUCCAGGUUCAGGAUAGAGCCAUGGGAUGUGCACUCCCAGCCUUCCUCAGACUAGCGCCAGGCAGAUUUGUUUUCACUACAACUCCCAGAACUCCUCAGGCAACGUGGCCUCCAGAACUGUGCGACUCCCAGAAUUCUUAGCCAGUGGUCUGGAGGCCAGGCGAACAAAGGAACUCUGGGAGUUGCAGUUCCAACCCAUCUGGAAAGUAUUAGAUUGGAGAAGGAGCUAAUCUAUGCAUCAGGGUCAGCAGUAAGAAUAAGCAAGCAUUAUUGGACUCUCAUCUGGAAAUGGGCAGCAGGUAUUUUCCAUCUGGGUGGUCAGCAUAGCAGAAAGGAGCCUUCUAAAUUCUACCUGGGGAGGCCAGCUAAAUUCAUCUUAUCCAAGGAUCCUCACAACGUAAGAGACAUAUUUUUGAUUUACCCUUGUGGGUUGUGGGGCUACAUGACUAAAUGUCCUCUUGUGCCAAAAAAAAUAAAAAUCACCCCUGCAUAUUAAAACCCUGUAUGUUAUAGGCAGGAGAACAGACCCUGCUUUUUCCUUAUCUCGCAAGCUUUUUGUGGACACGAAGCAGCCACUCAGGUUGCUAUUUGGAAAAAAGCACAUUCCUGAAUCAUUGCAACAGGAGAUUGGCUUGAUAGUCUUUAGAAGGGGGGAAAUGGAGCUUUUUCAGUUCCUGAGAGUGCAUUUGUAAGAACCUGAACCACGAAAGACUUCCUGGGUUUUCAAUGCUAACAGUGUGAGUAGCCGGGGGUGGGUGGGAAUAGACCAUUUUCCCUGCCAUUCUAGCACCCAGGACAAACCUUGGUUGUGCAACCAAAGUACAAGAGUGUCAGGCAGGAAGACUUGAAGGAGUUUAGCCAUGCCAGCUGGGAAAUCCCUGGGGACAACCUACCUCUGAUUAUUAGUGUUGGUAAGAAAAGUCAGGUCUAAAUAUCAGUUUCUGGGCUUCUGGUUGUCAGGUUAGCUGCUGAGAGAGACAACAUGGAUCUUUUUAAAUUCUUCCCAGUGGGCUCCUGUUCUUUUCAAUGGAACACACCAGCAUCUUUUUCAUUUUAAUUGAAGGCCCCGUUAUAGUUAUAGUUGGGAUUUUUUUUAGGAGGAGGGAAAUAUGGAGAAAGAAAACAUUCCUUGCAAUCAAAAUGAAUUCCCUCUCUAGACUUGUGAUCCAGCUUUGUUAAAUCCUAUGUGCCAAACUUGCAGAGAGACAUCUUGGCUUUUUUUUUUAAAAAAAAAAGGUAAUUCCUGGAUCUUCUUGCUCAGAAAUGGGGAAACUUGACAAUGGUGGUCUGAAAUUCUGCAAAUUCAGUAGAAGUAAAAGCAGUUCUCCUCA
Molecule: messenger RNA, 4669 nt
Organism: Thamnophis sirtalis
Lineage: Eukaryota; Metazoa; Chordata; Lepidosauria; Squamata; Natricidae
Gene: LIMK1
Product: LIM domain kinase 1
Biological process (GO): positive regulation of stress fiber assembly; protein phosphorylation; actin cytoskeleton organization
Cellular component (GO): nucleus; neuron projection; cytoplasm
Molecular function (GO): ATP binding; protein binding; protein serine/threonine kinase activity
Source: RefSeq, a predicted model, not a curated record